Molecule: messenger RNA, 1719 nt
Organism: Phragmites australis (common reed)
Lineage: Eukaryota; Viridiplantae; Streptophyta; Magnoliopsida; Poales; Poaceae
Exons: 1
Coding region: 1-1719 (572 amino acids)
Source: RefSeq, a predicted model, not a curated record
AUGGCCCAUUUGGUGGUAGCAAGGGAGGAGAGCGGAGGCGGCGAGGUUGGGACGAAGAUGUGGUCGGCGCCGCCGACCGCGCGCUACCCGCCGCCCAAGCGGAGGGCGGUGUCCGCGAGGCGCCGCUUCCCACCCGGCUGCGGGAGGGACGCGGCCGCUCUGCUCGCCGGCGCCAACGACGGCUCGCCGUUCGGAGAUGCACGCGCUGACGGUGGUUCUGCUCCACCGCAGAAGACGGAUGCCGCUUCUGCUCCUCUCGCGGGCAGCAAGGACGGUGUGCUGUUGGAAGCGUUUUCUCCCACCGCUGCUCCCGGUGCGCUGGGUAAGGUGAUUGCUGCGGAUGGUGCUGGUACAAUGGCGGACGGCGGUUGUCAUGGUCUAGAGGCUGGGGUGGCGAAAUCAUCAGAGGCUUCGGGCCGGAAUGGUUCACAAGGUAUCGCACGGAGUGGUUCACAACAGUUGGUACCAGCCAUGCGUUUGCUACCAAAGCCGACAAUGGUUUCUGCCAAGCGUCCCUUGCGGCCUGGGUGCGGGAGGGUUUCUGCCAAGGUGAUGAACAAGUCUGGUAGGAGUUCAUGCAAUGUUGUUGCUGAAUCUUUGGCUGAAGAUCCUUCGAAAAAAUAUCUGAGGGGCAAGAAAGUGUCUGAGAGUCCUAGGAUGGACAGGGCAUCUUAUGAUGUUCCAGCGGGAGUGUCUGGCUCUGGAAAAGGUAGUAUGAUGAGAAGUAAGGUCAUGUUAACACCUCGAGAAGUAGUAGAACCUACCAAAGUGACACAGGGAAAGGAGGUUGCCACAGUUAGGGGCUCCUUUGGCCCCAGGAAGAAGGAGAAGGUAAAAGAUUCAGCUCAUCUUCUGAUAAAGGUUGCCUCUGCACGCACAUUGGGUAACAAGGAGAUACUGAAUGAUAAGAUGGUUUUCUACUUGGAAGAUGAUGACAUUUUGGAGGCACUAGCUGUUCAAGAAGGAAAGCUUGAAUUGUACGUCAAUAGUUCCUCAGCUGUUCCUUCUAUGAGGUGCCAAAGGCAAUAUGGAAUCCAGAAUCCGGAUGCUAGGAGCAAAGUCAAGAUGAUGCGCAAGAGGUUUGAGUUUAUAUGGAGGAGUCUAGCAAAAGCUGUGGAGCAGCACUCAUUGAUGGUUAGGAGAAUUGACUUUGCAGCAGGUAAAGCGAUCAAGAAAUUGCCGGGCUUUACCAAACAUGGUCCUAUUGUGGGAAAAGUUCCUGGAGUUGAAAUUGGUGAUGAAUUUCUAUAUAGAGUUGAGCUGGCCAUUGUUGGCCUCCACCGUCCAUACCAGGGAGGCAUUGACACAACCAAAGAUAGAAAUGGCGUGCUUAUUGCCAUAAGCAUUGUUGCUUCUGGAGGUUAUCCUGAUGAAUUGUCUUGCUCAGGUGAAUUAAUAUACAUCGGUUCUGGGGGAAAGCCUGCUGGUAAGAAGGAUGAUGAGGAUCAAAAGCUUGAGCGUGGGAACCUUGCCUUGAAGAAUUGCAUCGAAACGAAGACUCCUGUCAGGGUGAUUCAUGGCUUUAAAUGUCAGAAUAGAGAGGAAGGCAUCCAUUUGAGAGCCAAAGAAAUCUCAACCUUCACGUAUGAUGGGCUGUAUCAUGUGGUGGGAUGGCAGAGAGCAGGCCAACGAGGAUCAAAGGUGUUUAAGUACGAGUUACAAAGGAUUCCUGGGCAACCAGAACUGCCCCAUUGCAGCAAAACUGCGAUCAUGCGUUGA